This is a messenger RNA of Oryctolagus cuniculus (rabbit), 1792 nucleotides long. The record is from RefSeq and is a predicted model, not a curated record. NCBI's taxonomy places the organism in Eukaryota, Metazoa, Chordata, Mammalia, Lagomorpha, Leporidae.
CUGGUCUCAGUUGGAAGGGUUUCCCAGCUGCUGAGUGCCGCGGGCGGGCCAGGGCAGCAGCGUCCGAGCCCUCGGUCAGCCUGCCUGGUGGUCCCUGCCCAGCUUUCAUUUCAUCACAAUCUCUGCCCCUGACCUGCUCUGUGGCCCCCUCCCUUGCUGCCGCCUCCUGUGCCUCUCUCAGGACUCCUAGUGUCUCCUCCGCUCAGGUUCUUACCUUCUAGCUGGCUGGUGACUGAGUGCCACCACCGGACCACCUUGACAGCACCUCAAAGCCAAACUGGAUUUCGUGGAGUUCUCCUGGGACUCUAACCCACCCUCAGCUGGCCCCAGGAUUGGCCUUGGAGAGCUCCAGGGGCUACCGGAUGAGCAGGUUGUGUGGGCAGGCUCAGAUGUCGCUGGGCCUCAGGUCUGGCUUCCCCCUGCCUGGGAGAGGUUGCCCUCCCAGCCGGGAGGAGACCCCAAGAACCAUGGCCCAGCUGCCUCGGACACAUCUGGAGAAAUCAAAAUCCCACUCCUUUCGUUAUGUGAUCUGCCUUCUCCUCCUCGCCCUUGUCUUGACCUCCUUGGGCUGUACCUUCCUGGCACCGAGAAGCCAGAAUCUGGAAGACACUCUGGCCAGGCCCAGUCUGGCUGCUAAAGAAAUGAACCACCUGGAAGUCGUGAACGUAUCAAGGUUGGUGUACCCACAGCCAAACCUGCUACUGUUUUCUAAGGAGGAUGUCCUUGUCCAGACACCUUGGUUAGCUCCAAUUGUGUGGGAAGAGACUUUCAACAUUGAGAUACUCAAUGAGCACUUCUGGCUCCAGAAUGUCACCGUUGGGUUGGCCUCGUUUGCCGUGAAGAAGUACGUGGUCUUCCUGAAGCCGUUCCUGGAGACGGCAGAGGCCCACUUCAUGGUGGGACACAGGGUGAAAUACUACAUCUUUACCGAUCAGCCCAAUGGCGUCCCGCCCAUCCGGCUCGGAGCCGGGAGGCAGAUGGCCAUCCUGGAGGUCCCGACCCCCGCCGGCCGCCGGGAGGUUUCCGGACCCCGCAUGGAAAUACUCAGCCAUUUCUCUUCUCUGCACUUCUUCAAGGAGGUGGAUUACCUGGUGUGCGCACACGUGGACGUGACCUUCCAGGAGCACGUGGGCGUGGAGAUCCUCUCCGCCUUGUUCGGCACCAUCCACCCUGUCUUCUUUGGGCGCCAUCGGGACACCUUUGCCUACGAACGCUGGCCCCAGUCGCAAGCCCACGUUCCGCUCGGCGAGGGGGACUUCUAUUACACAGAGGCUUUAUUUGGGGGUUCAGUGCUGGAAGUUCACAAGCUCGCCACAGCCUGUCACGAGGCCAUGGCGAGGGACAAAGCCCGCCACGUUGAGGCUGUGUGGCGUGAGGAGAGCUACUUGAACAAGUACCUGCUUUACCACAAACCCACCAAGGUCCUCUCCCCUGAGUACAUGUGGGACAAGAGGCUGAUGGACUUGCCGGCCAUCUUCCAGAACGUGAGAUUUCAGGACAAGUGGGUGCUCCAAAGAAUCACCAAGCAACCCAGAACGCGUGACGGAAGCGUCCAGGGAAGCGGGGAGAAGUCCAGGGGACAGGGCACUGUCACCACCAGCAAGGUCAAAGGAAUAAGCACACUGAAUGUGACGAAGCUGAGCCCUGUGUGAGGACGAAUCUUUGCCACCGACGUCUCCACUCGCGAUCUGAGGCCUACUUCCUGCCUCUCCACACCUGAGGCUGAAAUCCGCCCAAUGGCACCUGUUUCCGUCUUUAGCAGACUGAUUCUAAUAAAAGUAACUGUGACUGA